Messenger RNA from Cheilinus undulatus (humphead wrasse), 1281 nucleotides. It is a transcript of the gene matn3a, whose product is annotated as matrilin 3a. Lineage: Eukaryota; Metazoa; Chordata; Actinopteri; Labriformes; Labridae. Gene Ontology annotation, molecular function: calcium ion binding. The record is from RefSeq and is a predicted model, not a curated record. The coding region runs from base 28 to 1050 and encodes 340 amino acids. The transcript is spliced from 6 exons.
ACCAGGAGGACCCUGAGAGCAGACAGGAUGAAGUCUUUCCUCUGGAGCCUGCUGUACUGCGGCUCUCUGCUGCUGUCUGACGUACGGGCCACGUACCACCUCAGUGCGGGAGACCCUCACCUGUUAGCCGCACAGAGCCACGCUCAGAGCAGGCAUAAUGGCCGACCACCGCACAGGACCCUCAACCCUGCGAAGACAGACUCUCAGUGCAGGAGCCGGCCCCUCGACCUGGUCUUCAUCAUCGACAGCUCUCGGAGCGUGCGUCCAGCUGAGUUUGAGAAGGUGAAGAUUUUCCUUGCUGACAUGGUGGACACAUUGGAUGUGGGUGCUGAUGCCACCAGAGUCGCUGUGGUCAACUACGCCAGCACAGUCAAGAUUGAGUUCCUGCUCAAAGACCAUGCCAAUAAAAUCGAAAUGAAGAAAGCCAUCUCCCGCAUCGAGCCUCUUGCGGCUGGCACCAUGACCGGCCUUGCCAUCAAGACAGCUGUGAAUGAAGCCUUCACUGAACAGUCUGGGGCCCGACCUCGCUCUAGGAACAUCUCCAAAGUGGCUAUCAUUGUGACAGAUGGGAGACCUCAGGACCAGGUGGAGGAGGUGUCUGCAGCAGCUCGGGCGUCAGGCAUUGAGAUCUACGCCGUAGGUGUUGACCGUGCUGACAUGCGCUCCCUGCAGCAGAUGGCGAGCAUCCCUCUGGAGGACCACGUCUUCUAUGUGGAGACGUAUGGAGUCAUCGAGAAACUCACCUCUAAGUUCAGGGAGACACUGUGCGGUGUGGACCCCUGUGCCAUGGGAAAUGACUGCCAACACAUUUGUGUCAACAGCAAUGCCUCCUAUUUCUGCCAGUGCCGGGAUGGUUAUAUCUUGAAUCCGGACAAGAAAACAUGCUCCCUGAAACAGGUGAAGGUGGAGGUAGUGGAGGAUCCCUGUAAAUGUGAAGCCAGACUGGUUUUCCAGAAGAAGACGCAGGCCGCCAUUGAGCAGCUCACAGCCAAGCUGACCGAUGUUUCUGGGAGAAUAGAUCGCCUGGAGAACAUGGUGGGCCGGGGCUAAAGCUGGGAAUGACGAGACAGAUGGCUUGCUUCCUGUCAUCAAGUCUCCCAUCACAACUGGAUGAACAUUAAUGACAGAUGGAGCCAAGCAGUGAUUUACAAACCAGUAUCCCUGAAGUUAAUAUUGAUGAGCAUUAACAAAAUCUACAUUUUAUCCUGUUUAAUGAACUUUUAAAACUGCUGUAAAGCAACUUACACUAUAAGUAUGGUGUAAUGUUUAAUGAUAUAUGAA